Molecule: messenger RNA, 10229 nt
Organism: Pocillopora meandrina
Lineage: Eukaryota; Metazoa; Cnidaria; Anthozoa; Scleractinia; Pocilloporidae
Source: the annotation of a GenBank genome assembly
CGGAAACAGAGCAGAGGAUGUAAAUAUGGCGAGCGUACUCAAUGCUGGUAAUUUACUGCGUGGAAUAUUUCGAAGUAGUUGCGCUGAAAUCAGUUUAAGGCGAUGUGCUUACCUAUCUUCUAUUUCGCGACGCCGUGGAAGCUCAGAUUCAAGGUAGAUAAUUCGUUCUUUCAAAACUUCGCGGAGGCGAAAAUUGCUACAGGCAUCGUAGAGAGUCUCUGAUCACCGGUCACGUCAAUGUCAUACAUUUCCAUGUCUUUCUAUUAAUUUACGAAAAUUGUCGUCAAACCUUCUAGAUCGAUUCGAUUACGAAAUAUUUACACGAUGACCAUCGCAUCUAAGAGUGAAACGUUUCAAUAAAAAUUUUGUAUUUUAUUGCACAUUAUUAUUGAAUGAACACCUACACGAAGUAAAAUGUUUCUAAAAGUUUGAGAAGAUUUCACAAAAGAAGUGCAGCAUACAAAACUUGCGAUCGCCUCAGCUAAAUGUGGAUUAAUAGAAUUUUUCUUUCCUUGAUUAAAAGUUUGGUAGGCAUAUUGCUAUCUGACAUUCUAGCUUCACUAAAAUUGGAAAAAAAUUAAAUUGCAUUAAAAAAAAAAAGGGAUAUCUAUUUUAAUGUGUUGUGCAGUACUUUAAUUUUAAUUUUUCCAUUUAAGCUCUUCUAAACUGAGUAAACGUUUGAAGGAAGAUGCAGAAGUUGUUAUCAUUGGGGGUGGUGUUCUGGGCACCAGUAUUGCAUACCAUUUGGCCAAACAAGGCAUGAAGGAUGUUGUGCUCUUAGAAAAAUCAGAAUUAACAGCAGGAUCGACAUGGCAUGCAGUAAGUAGAUUGCAUAUUUGUGCAAGAGUAAAUUAUUGCAUGUUGAACUGUAAUUACACAUUGGGUAGCAAAAAAUUUGAUGUACAUGGACUUGAGUAUAGGGAAUCUAGCCAUAGUAUACCAUCAUUCUUCAGUUUAUGCUCCUGGCAUGGCUGAGCCUUCUUGCACACUGGAGGCAUUAUCUCAGUGAGAGGUCCUUUGUAGCUCAAUGGGACAGCAUCUGACUGCAAAAUCGGAACAUGUUAGGUUUGAAUCCUCAGGGGAACUCAUGCUUGAGAUUGAAUAACAUCUUUCUGUUUUCAUAUCUGUUAACAGGCUGGGCUGACAACAUAUUUCAACCCUGGAAUAAAUGUCAAACAUCUUCACUAUUACAGCAUUCAGCUUUACUCAAAAUUAGAAGAAGAAACAGGGCAGGUAAUUAAGAUUUAACUAUAAAUGUUUGGUCAACAUUAUCACAUUUCAGUUUUUUUGGUCAAGAGGUUGGUAAUUAAAGUAUUUAUAUAAUAAGCUCAGUUAUGCACGCAUUCUGAUUGGUUCUCACUUAUGAUCUAUUGAAGGACAGACAUAUAGAUGACAUCAUCUUUAUUAUAUAAAACAAAUAGAUUCCAAGUUGCCGUGCGUCUGUUCAGUAAUAGAUCACAGAGGGCGUCAAAAUGUGGUAAGAACAUUAGUGACACACUCGGCUGCGCUUUGUGUGCUACUUUUUUGUUCUUACCACAUUUUAAUGUCAUCUGUGAUCUAUUACUGAACCGAAGCAUGGCAACUUGGAAUCUAUUUGGUAAUAUAUACUUUUUGGUUAGUUGUUUGAAUAAAAUUGUCCCUACCCUUUGAUCUCUAUAAAAGACAAGCUUGUAAUUACUCCUUACAGUUUCACUGCUGAAUCACACCUUGAGGUCACAAGAAUAAUAAGAAUGAUCAUCUAGUGAAGAGGCUCUGGAUUAUCAAACAAAUUCUCUCUAUCACCACCUUAGUAAUUACAUAGAGAACAGUAUGGGGAAAAAGGCUUACUUAAUGAAAUGGGUUUUUGAAAAUAUUGAUGAAAGGUUGGAAAUGUUGAAAAUCUUAGCUCUUGUGAACACAGCAAGUAAUAAGUUUAUGUUUGUAUUUCUCAUAGAAUGUAGGAUUCCAUACUCCAGGCAGUUUGCGGCUGUGUACAACACCUGAACGCAUGGAUGAAGCAAAAUACCAGAUGCAGAGACAAGGAUGGCAUAAGGCACCCCAGUGGUUGGUUACUCCUGAUGAAAUUGCAAAGAUGCAUCCACUCCUUAAAAUGGAUGAUGUUUUGGGUGGCUUAUUUAAUCCUGGUUAGUUUUACUGUAGUGACUACAGUAUAUCUGAAAAUUAUUUGCUGUGGAACCCUGUAUUUAACAGCGCUUUUCAAAGUUCAGAUAUAUUUACCCAUUAAUUACUGUAAUUUUCACUUUAAUUAAGCAGUUAUGGUCACCAUUUGCGGAGUCCCAACUGGCUUUUUGUAUUGUCCUCCACAUGUAUUGAAGAGCCAAUCAAAGGGAACCACUAAAAAAGAACUAAGACUUAUCUUUCAAGCAAAAUUUAAUCCAAGUUUUUUAUCUCCCAAAAUCAACAUCUGUAGUGGUAAAUUAUGGCAUAAAAUGAUGUUUUUAAUCAUGUUUUUUUAUAUUACCCCUAUUCUAUGGAACCUUUAUUGAGCAUUCAUCCUGUAUUAAGGGGUCACCAUGCCAUUUCUUGUGGGUGAUAACUUAAUACAGGUUUGACUGUAUUUAACUUGGCAGAUAAGCAUGCUCAAUUGCUUUAUUACAUUUAUUUAGAUCUGGUGAUAGUUAGGUGUGUCAGGCUAGAUAUAAAGGCUGUAAUUUUAUAGUAGUGUAACAUUAAUUUAUAUUAAAAUUCUUCAGAUGAUGGCCACAUUGAUCCUUACUCACUGACACAAGCCCUGGCAAUUGGAGCAAGAAAUUAUGGAGCCAGUCUUUACCUGCCAGCACCUGUCACAGGGCUGAACCAUAGAACUGAUGGCAGCUGGGAUGUUCACACUGAACAUGGAACCAUCAAAGCCAAGCAAGUGGUUAAUGCUGCAGGUAAUGAAAAUGAAAAUAGAAAUGUCUGCAAGUCAUGUACAUGAAAUUACAUUUUCUCAUUUUCCUUCAGAGUACUCAACAUCUGCAAUUGUUGUUUUAACCCUUUGACUCUUGAGAGUGACCACUGUCUUAUUUCUCAACACAACAUAUCAUCCCUGAAUCAAACAUACGGUUGUAAGAAUAAAGGAAAUGAUCACCAAAUAAAAUAGUUCUUGAUUGUUAAACAAAUUCUCCUUGUCAGCACCUUAGGAAAUGUAUAGAGAACAGUAUGGAGAAUAUGCAUUCUGAUGUUAAAGUGUUGAUGGUUAGGGUGGCUCACACGUGCAAAAAUUAGUAGUAUGCGAGAAAUGCCUAAUCUCUGCAUAAAAUUUACAUCUCAAGUUGCUUGAUAAGACAUUUCGUUAUGAUGGUCAGCUGAUAUAUUGUCUGUCAAAACAAUAUUGUCGACACAAUUUGUCGAAUUUAAUAACGUUAGAUCUGCCCCACAGGGGAUUCCCUGUGGGGUGCCUCAAGGUUCUAUUCUUGGUCCCUUAUUUUUUAUCCUGUAUGUUAAUGAUUUGAACAAUGCUUCCCUGCUUGAUGCAAUCUUGUUUGCUGAUGAUACAAACUUAUUUAUCUCCCAUAAUGAUCCUGUUUAACUAAUUAACACAUUAAAUAGAGAAUUAAACAAAUUGUCAACUUGGUUUGCAGCAAACCGGCUCUCCUUGAAUUUAGCCAAGACUAAUUUUAUGGUAUUCGAGCCUUGGCAAAAGAAGCAAUCCUUUGAAUUUCAAGUUUUCAUAAAUGAGCAGCCUAUUCUUCGUGUUUCUGAGACCAUGUUUUUGGGUGUUUUAUUAGAUGACAAUUUGACCUGGAAAUCGCAUAUAUCCUUAACAGCAAAUAAAUUAUCCAAAUCUAUAGGUAUUAUUCAUAAAUCUAGGUUUUUUCUCUCUACUCACUCCCUUCGUACUUUAUACAAUUCUAUGAUCCUUCCAUAUUUGUAUUAUUGCAAUUUAGCUUGGGCUGGUACCUAUAAGUCAAACCUUCAAAGAAUUGUAACCUUACAGAAACGUGCGUUAAGAAUAGUAAGCAAUUCUACAUACAUUGCCCAUACUGGCCCUAUUUUUAAGGAACUUAAACUCUUAAAAUUUCAUGAUAUCCAUUUGUUUCAAUUAGGUACUUUUAUGUUUUCAUUCGAGAACUCUACACUCCCUUCCAAAUUCAAUAACUUUUUUUUACUGAAUAGUCAAAUCCACAAUUAUAAUACUAGGAAUGCUCAGUCCUUCCGUUUGCCACUGUGCAGAACGAACACCAGGAAGUUUUCAAUUUACUUUCAAGGUCCAAACUUUUAUAAUUCGCUAAAUUCUGACAUAACUUAUUCUCCCUCCUCCGCUUCUUUUAAAAGAAAGCUUAAGGAAUUUCUUCUCUCUAGGUAUUAACUUCUGUAAGACAGUAAUUCUUAACUAACUUACUUAACAUGUGUGUGCGUGUGUGUGUGUGUGUGUAUGUGUGCGCGGUCAAAGUUAAUUACCAUAAGUCCAUAUUGUAAUUCUAAUAUAAGAUUAGUUAUUUUAAGUGAGAAAGCCUGACUUGUUAUAAGCCUCGUGGUUUCUUUCAGGUUUUCUCGCCAUUUAUUUUCUGUCAUCAAUUUUCUUCAUUUUUUUUUUUCCAUCUGUAAAUGUCGUAUAUGGCAAAUAAAUAUUGUAUUGUAAAUAAAUAUUGUAAUAUUAAUUAUUUUCUCAGUGUAAGUAUUUUAGGGUGCAGAGCCACUUUAAUUUGGUGAGGUCUGAGGUCACAAUGCAUGCAAUUUGGAAUGUAAUUCAUUUACAGCAUGAUAGUAAACACCAUCAAGUGGUUACCUAAUUUUAUUUUUGUUAUUCUAUUUUAUGCUACUUAUAAUUUUAUUGUUGUUGCAUGUAGGAUUCUGGGGUCGCGAAGUUGGUCGAAUGGCAGGACAUGAGCUUCCAAUGGUUGCCAUUCACCAUCAAUACAUUGUCACAUCUACCAUUCCUGAAGUUGCAGCUCUAGAACAUGAAGUACCUGUUAUAAGAGAUCUUGAAGGAUCUUACUACUGUCGACAAGAGAGAAAAGGCUUGUUAUUUGGACCAUAUGAAAAUGCAGACCUGAUGAAGUUGCAAGAUGAAUGGUAUCCUAUUUAUACUUAAAUUGCUCAACUCUUGCAAAGCAAUAUGAUUUUAUGUCAUAAAAUUUUCAGAUUUAAUUUAACAUCAGUAUCUCAGCAAGUGUGCACCUACCCCUCCCCUAACCCAACAAAGAUUAAUAUAUAACAGGUGGGGUUAAUGUUGAGCUAGGGGAGGGGUGGGUACACUGUGGCCCAGAUACAGACAUUAAUCCAACUUUUCCUUGAUGAACAUUAUUUAUAUUCCAUUCAAAGUUACAUGAAUGAAGUCAUCAAACCAAAAACAUUAUGUUCUUCUUCACCAUAAUGAAGAACCACAGCUUUUUCACAACUUGCAUCAAUUUUUUAAUGAGUGGUAAUAUCAACAUCAGAAAAAUUAAAUGAUUAUCUACAUUUUUAUCAGGUGGGAUGGUGUGACACCAGGAUUUGGAAAGGAACUGUUUGAAAGUGACCUGGACAGAAUUAGUGAUAAUGUUGCUAUGGCAAUGGAACGCAUUCCAGUUCUGGCAGAUGCCAAUAUUGCAAGUGUUGUGUCUGGUCCUAUAAGUUACAGUCCUGAUGUCAGUGCUGUAAUAGGGCCUGCAUUUGAUCUGCCCAAUAUGUGGCUGGCUAUUGGCACUGGUUAUGGCAUUAUCCAUGCAGGUAUGUGCAUGCUUAUAUGUGCAACAUGAGCAUUGCUAUAAGUUUCCUAGAUAUUUUGCCUGGUCACCACAUGUUUACUCACUUAGUUGAACUCACAAGUCUCUUGGCUCUUACUCUUGAAAAUUUAGUUGAAACACAUGAGCUCUUGUGUACUUUUAAGCCUGGUUAAAAAAAUGGUAAAGUCUUUACUCAAGGCAAGUGGCCCUGCACUCAGCUGGACCUUAUUCCAGUUUCCUUAGCAUGAGGCAACUAGGAGUAUCACUGCUCUGUCCUGAAUGGGAGACUACUCCAUCUGCUGCUCUAACAGGCUUCCCUUCCCAUUCACCAGUACCCAUUUAUACUCCUGGGUGGAGAUAGGCUCUGUGACACUAUUGACUUUUGCCCAAGAACACAACACAAUGACCUGGCAGGUUCUCAAACCUGGACUUUUUAACCUUGAGUCCAGUGCACUAACCAAUGGGCCGGUGCGUCUUCAUCUCAGCUUAAUAGCACCCCUGAAUUAAUAAAGUUACAUGAACCUCAAACCAACGCAUUGGAUUUUUUUAUAUAAGGUGGCAUUGGUAAAUACAUUGCGGACUGGAUGAUAGAUGGAGAGCCACCUUAUGAUUUGACUGAACUAGAUCAGGGUCGCUAUGGCAACUGGACAUCAAAGGAGUAUGUGAUGGCUAAAACGAGGGAAUCGUAUGGCUUAAAUAACCAAAUUGGUCAUCCUAAACUAGAAAGGCCUGCAGGACGACCAGUCAGAAAGAAUGGUAUUUUUGAGGUAAGGUCUGUCUUUAGAUCUAAAAAACUGACUCGACUUGAAGCCAAUCAGAGUAAAAGAAGUCAUCACGAGGAACCAGUAAGAACACAGAUUAAAACAAGAAAAUUGCCUGAAACACGGGAAAUGUAGCUGUUUAAGUAUUUUAGACGUAUUAGGCUACUGAAGCAAAAGUGUUUAUAUCCCAGAUUCCUUUUGAUGCUCAUUUGUUUGUUGCUCGAUAGUAUCCAAGUAUUGUGUUAAGACGAGAUUUCUCGUAUCUUCAAUUUUUCGGGUUGAUAAACAGUGCACAAACCAAUAAAUAAUUUUAUACCUUUCAAACUUUUAAGAACCCUUUAUUUAUUUGCAGCGUCUUGUAGAACGAGGAGCAGAAAUGGGAUUCCAUGUGGGUUGGGAGCAGCCAAACUGGUUUGCUCUGUCAGGUGAUGAUGGUGGUUAUGAGCCGAGCUUUAGGAGGACAAACUGGUUUGAACCAGUUGGACGAGAAUACGAAUUAGUUCUCAACAAAGUUGGUGUUAUCGAUCUGACACCAUUUGGAAAGUUUGAAGUGAAAGGAAAAGAUGCUACAAAAUUCAUGGAUAUAAUGGUGGCUAAUGUUUUACCCAAGGUAAAGGAUUAGAGGUGUUGUUGUCUUUUAACAGAACAAAAAACAUGCCAAUUUCACGUGAAACAAAUCUAUAAACUUAAGUUUGAGUUUAUGAACGAGCAAAUUCCGUAAGCAUUUUCUAAGGUCUGUCUUUGGGCAAUAGAGAACUUGGAAAACACAGCGAAUGAGUUGCGAUGAGGAACAAACUGUAAAAAAGGUUUAUGUUUUUUUGCUCCUUUCAGGUCGGCUGCACCAACAUCAGCCACAUGCUAAGUCCAAGAGGCCGAGUAUAUGCUGAGCUGACUGUUUCCACUGUGUCACCUGAGCAUUAUUUCUUGUUGACAGGAAGUUCUUCAGAGUUUCAUGAUCUCAGGUUAGUGCGACGCUUUAAGUUGCUCUAACUGCUGUACAUUGUGUACAUAACACAUCUGCAUUUAUCAACCAAAAAAACUGUGUAACGUAAUUAUCAAUUUAUUAUUCUGAAACAACUUAAUGAAUGGAUACAGUGUACGCGUACGUUGCUGAGGGAAUCCACCUCAACUGUGCACCAACGAUUACCUGUGUUGUGGUUCUAUUUCGUAGUUCUUUUUCUGACUGAAACACGGAUGUUACGUCACUUCCAAUGCUAAAUUUUCUUUUCCUUCCUUUAUACAAAUGUCGAGUCUUUUUUCAAAUGGUGAUUUCACAAAACUUCCGUUUUAUGCCAAGCAAGCUAACCAGCAAGAGGGGACGCCAUCUUAAUUUUGCAAAUUACGCUCAAUUCCAAAAGUUAUGAUGCGCGAAGUACAGGAUGCACAGUGCGGUAUUUUGUGACGCGCCCCUUUGACUCUCAUAAAAAAAAGACUUUAAUCAAAUUUACCUGCAACAGUUUGACAUGUUGUAGAGGUUCUACAUUCGUUAUCAUUCACCACUCCCUCCUCACUAAUGCUUACCUUUCUUUUUUAAUAAACAGAAAUUGUAAUCUGCGCUCUUUCCACUGCGGUAGGAGAGAGACGGGAUGUUCGUUAAAAAUGCUAUUUUUUUGUUCUCCAAUUCUUUGUAGAUGGUUAAAAGACCAUGCCAGCAAGGGGAAUUUUGAUGUCACUAUUGAAAAUGUAACAGAUGAUAUAUCAGUGUUGGGUAUAGCAGGGCCAUACUCCCGCAGCGUCCUGUCCAAACUUACUCCCACGGAUAUGAGCAACAGCCAAUUUAAAUUCUUGACUUUUAAGGACAUUGAACUAGCUGGUCUUCCUGUGCGUGCUAUGCGAAUUUCGUACUCUGGUGAGUAGAACUUUGGGUAGUGGAAAUCUGGUCUUGAUUUCUUGGCCAUAAAUUUUUUUGAGUAUUUCCAGGUUCGACCUCUUUGAUCACUUUGCAUUAUUUAGAAAAUGACAGGUGUUCCUGAUAAUUUCAUUGGGUUGUAGGUGAACUCGGUUGGGAGUUAUACCACAAGAAUGAACACACAGCUGAGCUGUACGAAGCUCUGUUGAGAGCUGGGGAGGAGUUUGGUAUUGGAGACUUUGGUACUUAUGCCAUGACGGCGCUGAGAAUUGAAAAAGGAUUUAGGGCCUGGGGACAAGAGGUAAAGUGUGUCUUUCAAUUCAAUCUCUCACAAGCCGAGUAUCCUCAGGUCAAGCUAUAUAUAUGAGGCGUAAUUAAGUUGUUCUGAUUCCUUGUUGUUCGUUUGGUAGUUUUUUGUAGAGUGGUCCUCGCAUAGUUUGAGAUCUCUGUGGCUUCCUCUUUACGUCCUAUGAAAAAGACUUGACUGAAAAUGGGAUCGCAUAGCGGCGAGAAGAGAGAGAGUAAUAGGAGGAGGACUAAGACCAACUACCAUUUUUUAUUCGCCCACCUGUCCGUAUCCGCUAACUGACAGACCGGCACAGGGUAGAAACUAAAUAGCUACAUUAUAUUUGAGUGAGGAAAAAAUAUAUUCAUUAUCUCACUUUUCAAUAGAUGAAUAUGGACACCACCCCUCUGGAGGCUGGCUUGGAUUAUUUCAUCAAAUUUGAGAAGGUAAACUAAACACUGACAUAGCUAAACGCUAUAUUACAUUUGGUGACUGAACUCAAGCUUAAAAAGCAACGCUCUAUUUGUUCGUAGGGCGUGGACUUCAUUGGGCGACAAAGUUUACUUAAACACAAGGAGAAUGGAAUCAAAAAGAAACUCUGCAUGUUAACGGUGGACACAACUGAUGUGGAUCCUGAAGGAAAUGAAACUAUUUGGUUUGGAGGAAAAGUAUGUUACUUGUUAUCUGCUUUUGUUUUCGUUUCCUUUUUCCACCCUCCAAAAUUGUUUAUGAAACUCAUCUUUCUAUAGAUUUCACGACUCAUGAUCACACGAGUUUAAGUUACAGCAGCACCUUAUUAAUUCAGGACCAGCGGUUAAAGUUUAUUGAAUCAAGAAAAAAGGAAUCUUAAGACUUCAACAUUUUUAUAAGUCACAGAACAGCCGAAAAAUUUUGAAAAUCUGAUUCACCGCGUUGCCUCAUGGUCUGUCUGACAAGCUUUCUACCGGCUUCCUCGUCUUUUGUUCGUUUUCCUAUCAGCCAUCCCAGGCUCCAUUUUUCCCUUCUCCACCAUCCCAAAACCCAGAGUCCAUGUUACUUGUUCACCACCCUAUCCGUUCUCUGACCGUAUAUUACCAAUCUUAUUCCUUGGAAUCGUACCUCUGUGAACUUCACACUAAAGCAAACCUCUUUGGCAGGUUGUUGGUAACACGACAUCUGGAGCGUACAGUUACAGACUUAAGGAGAGCAUCGCAAUGGCUUACUUACCUCUUGAACUGACGGAACUUGGAUCCCGGGUUGAAGUGGAGCUUUUGGGAGCCAAAUGCCCCGCAACGGUAGUAAAAGAACCACUGUUCGAUACAGAACCUGUGCGCACAAGACGGCAACUAAAAGCUGCCAAAUUAAUCAAAGGAAAGGCUGCUUUAUAAUGUAUAAGAAGACAACAAAGCACUAUCAUCUUCCCCCUCCCCUCUCAUUAGACAUUCCCUUUCCUAUUCAUUAGUUCUAAGAAAUAACUCAUUACGUUUACACGGCUCUUUAUCUUCGCAAGAGGAAGCUAAAGAUUGAAUACAGCAACACACCCCUCCGAUUAGAAGCCUUCCUUAGAGGAUUUAAUCCUGACAGAUAGAACACGCUUUGUGCCUUCCUUCUCAUGUCUAUACAUCGAAACCCAUAACGGUUUGGAUGACCUAAUACGUUCAUAUUCUGUACAGUGUGUGAUUUUGAGUUCGCAUUGAUCAGAACUCAUUCCUAUGGGGUUUUUU